Messenger RNA from Phycomyces blakesleeanus NRRL 1555(-), 2145 nucleotides. RefSeq names its product C2H2-type zinc finger transcription factor. Gene Ontology annotation, biological process: regulation of transcription by RNA polymerase II. Gene Ontology annotation, molecular function: RNA polymerase II cis-regulatory region sequence-specific DNA binding; DNA-binding transcription factor activity, RNA polymerase II-specific. The transcript has 5 exons. Gene Ontology annotation, cellular component: nucleus. NCBI's taxonomy places the organism in Eukaryota, Fungi, Mucoromycota, Mucoromycetes, Mucorales, Phycomycetaceae. Bases 1 to 1380 code for a protein of 459 amino acids. The record is from RefSeq and is a predicted model, not a curated record.
AUGGACCCUACCAAAGAAACACCUACUUCCCCAAUCUUCACCGUCUCUCCUCUUUAUCCUCUUUACCCUUCUUCCAACAUGACUAUCAACUCACCUAGUCCACUUCUCACCGACUCUCCUUACGCUUGGAUGAGCCACUGUGAUACUGCUACUACUAAUAAUACUACUACUACUACUGGUAGUAUUCCUUUCACCUGGAUGUCCCAACACCAACUCGACUCUCCUUCAAUGUCUUCUUCUACUGGUGUUCGUACACCAGAUCUUCCUACGUGCGACACAAACUACGACAAUCCCGAUUCUUUCCUCGCCCACACCACAGUUUCGCCCCUGUGGCAACCCUCAACUGUGUCUGACGACGCCAUUCAUGCGACAUUUUACUCCGACCAAAAACAUUACCAUCACCACCACCACGAACAACACCAGCACCAGCAACAGCUCAACUGGUCCUCUUACGCCCAAGACCCCCUCUAUGAUUCUUAUUGUCUUUCAAACUCCAGCUUGCUUCAUCUUCCUUUCCAGGAAUCCUUUGACCCAGCUGCUUAUGAAGCCUUAGUUGUACCCUCAGAGGUCUUUCCCUAUCCUGCCUCUGUCAGCCCAGAGAUGCCCACUGAAUGGCAAUCACCCGAGAGCCUUGUGGCUUCUCCCUCGCCCGAGAUGGAAUUCGAGUCCUCCUGCUAUCCUGUAGAGAGCAAACUUGCCUCUGCCUCGGCCCUAUUUGGCCAUCUGUCACGAGCAGAACUUAUUGAGCGUGUAGUCCAACUCGAAAAGGAAAGACAGUCCAGACAGCCUCUUGUCCAAGAAGAGAAAUCCUAUGUCUGUCGUUGGGCCAACUGUGGAAUUCAUUUGUCCAAGUUGAAUCAGCUGAUUACUCACAUUAAAGAGAACCACGUUGGCAGUGGCAAGCCUGCCUAUCAUUGCGAGUGGUCUGAUUGUCCUCGUAACCAGAAGCCCUUUAUGAAGCGUCACAAGAUGCACAACCACAUGCGUACCCAUACUGGCGAAAGACCCUUUGUCUGCACUGUUCAAGGUUGCGACAAGCGUUUCUCUCGCCCAGAUUCCCUCAACACUCACAUUAAGACUCACUCUAAUGUACGACCCUAUGCCUGCCCUGUCCGUGGCUGUGGAAAAGCUUAUUUCCACUCGAGAUCUCUUCGUAAGCACGGAAAGUCGCACGAAACUCCCAUGGUCGCCCGGAAGCCAUUAGGCUCUCUCCCGAAGCGUGCCAACAACCAGGUCCAGAAAACUGCCCGGAGGAGAUAUGCUAUGCCUCGCCAUGUACCUGACCUUAGAGCAAUUGUCGCUCCUCGUGCCUGGCCCAAUACUGCCCAAGUCUCCUCAACUUCCUCUUCUUCGGCCUAUGUAUUUUCUGAUUACUGUUAAUAUGUUUCACCCCUUCAACAUCACCGCAUCCUCGUCAUCCCUUCAAGACCUUUUCUCUUUAUAUCACUUCCCUAUAUUUCUUUUAUCUCACUAUGCCAGUUUCAUUUCCUUUUCCUCUCUCUCUCACACACACUUUUCCACACUUAUAUAUUCAAUCUGUUUCUGUUCUUUCACACAUUCACGAAACCAACACUCACAUAUACACUCACACUUACAUAAUUCACGACCUAUACACAACCCUCCCUCAAUCCAUAUACUCACGCACCAUUCACUCCUUUACAUUUUCAUUUUUGUCUUUCUUGUGUACGCUCAUUCUCAUCAGUAUAUUUUAUCCUUUUUCUUUUACUAUAGAUCUUCUUUUCUUUUUUUUUCCCUCCAUUCCUCACAUAUCCCAAUAUCUCACUCUCUCAUUUAUGUAUGAUUUUCUUUUUUCUCUUUAUAUUUUUAUCCUUAUUGUAUUUUUUGAUUUAUUGCCUUGUACAUAUACUGUGAAUUAUAGAUCCUUUUUCUCCAUUGUUCUUUCCUGUCUUUCUUUUUCUGUUUCAAUUUCUGUUUCAAUAUUAUCAUAUUUGUAUCCUUAUUUGUUUUCUUCCUCUUUUCCUUUUUUGGUCAUCGUGUUUGUUUAUUGCAACUCAGAUGAUCGAUUGGACACGUCAGCCAGAUUUGUAGAUGGUUUUCCUUAUAACUCCACACACACACACACACACACAUACUCCACACUCAAUACAUAAAAUAAUAUAUUUUUUAUUAUUAUUUAAUUUUUGG